Raphanus sativus (radish) is the source of this 3011-nucleotide messenger RNA. RefSeq lists its product as uncharacterized. Gene Ontology annotation, cellular component: intracellular membrane-bounded organelle. NCBI's taxonomy places the organism in Eukaryota, Viridiplantae, Streptophyta, Magnoliopsida, Brassicales, Brassicaceae. The record is from RefSeq and is a predicted model, not a curated record. Gene Ontology annotation, molecular function: protein binding. Gene Ontology annotation, biological process: autophagy. The coding region runs from base 237 to 2564 and encodes 775 amino acids. The transcript is spliced from 14 exons.
CGUUUAUUACCAGACCUUCCUUCUCUCAGACAAGGCAUCGUGUCUUUUUUUUUUUCCUUUUAGGUUUCUUCGUCCCUCCUCUUCAUCAGAAAUCAAACCCAUCACGUUGAGGUCGGAGCCGCCACCGCCGCCGCCGCCGAGGAAAUUAGGAAAAUUUAGAUCGGGGCGAAUUGGCGUGUAUUGCCACGGGAGAUCUCAGAUUUAGCAUCUAAUAUGGAUUCGAUGUGAAUUUGAAGAUGACGGAAUCUAUGUGGUCACACGAUCAACCUUCUCCUCAGCCCUCACCAAAACCAGUGGCUCGCCAAAGGUCUAGGAGCAUCUUCAGGUUACUGGUUCAGAGAGAGAUUUCACCUAAAACAAAGUCUGUGCCACGGAAACGAUGGGGAGUUAGCCGCCGAUGUGUUACUGCUGCUGAUUCACCCUGUGGAACCAGUAGGGAACCUGUGAGCGAGCAGAGACAUAAUCUUAUUUCAUGGGUUGAGGCAGAGUCAUUGCAGCAUUUGUCUGCUACCUACUGUCCUCUUAUGCCUCCUCCGAGGUCAACUAUUGCAGCCGCUUUUAGUUCUGAUGGAAGAACUCUUGCUUCUACGCAUGGUGACCACACUGUUAAGAUUAUUGACUGUGAGACUGGAAAAUGCUUAAAAGUUCUGAGCGGCCACCGGAGGACACCAUGGGUGGUCAGAUUCCACCCACGCCACUCAGAAAUAGUUGCUAGUGGAAGUUUAGAUCAUGAGGUGCGCUUGUGGAAUGCAAAAACUUCAGAUUGUAUUAGAUCUCAUGAUUUCUAUCGACCUAUUGCUUCUAUAGCUUUCCACGCUGAAGGUGAUAUACUUGCUGUUGCAUCUGGUCAUAAGUUGCACAUAUGGCAUUACGAUAAGACAGGGGAGGACUCAACACCAGCAAUUGUUUUGAAGACGAGGCGCUCCCUGAGAGCUGUACACUUUCAUCCACAUGGGGUUCCUCUUCUCUUGACUGCAGAGGUGACUGACAUUGAUUCACCAGAUUCCGCAAUGACUAGAGCAACAUCUCCAGGCUAUUUGCGAUAUCCACCUCCUGCUAUUUUCUUCACCAACACGCAGAGUGGCAGUCAUACUAGUAUGGCAGCGGAACUGCCACUUGUGCCGUUACCGUACUUGCUUUUGCCUUCAUAUUCUCCUGAUGAUCCAAGAAUCCAACAUUCCACUGCUACUACUGGUCCAAGGAGUGCUCCAUCAAGGUUUCAGAGUAAUCAAAGUUCAGUAGAACACGGCAGCAGCAGAACAAUGUCUACUCCUCCACCUCCUCCUCUUCCCUUGGCUAUGUCCGGCGAUCUUGCUGGAUCCCCUCAUGUCCCAGAAAACUCCCUAGCUAGAGCUAGAGCUUCGACCACAGCUGUUGAUGCUAUGGAUAUAGACGAAGCUCAACCUGUUGGAGGAAAUAGAAUUCCCAGGCAAGUGUCAAGUCAGUCAGAUUUACUUGAUUUUGGACAAUUUCAGCAAUUAUUUCACUCCAGAGACAGAGUUUCGUGGGAGUUACCUUUUCUACAAGGGUGGUUGAUGGCUCAAAGCCAGGCUGGUGUUCUUCCUACUGGUGGUAGUGGCACAGCUCCUCCUCAUGCAGGUUCUUCUUCAGCAUCUCAUUCAUCCACAGCCAGUCUAGAGGCUGCAGUGGCGUCAUUAGAAAUUCCUGGUGGUGUUAACUUAUAUGGAGUUUCUGCAAGCGGCCACACCAGGGACCGAACCCGCUUCGCAGGAUCUGGUUUAGCAGGAGGUCUUCCCUCUCGUAACGCUCAACAGGAAGGAACUGAAGCUCAACCUGUGGUGAACAGACUCCCGUCUGAACUGGCUACUUCCAUUGCUGCUGCAGAGUUGCCUUGUACUGUCAAACUUAGAGUGUGGUCACAUGACAUCAAAGACCCAUGUGCAAUACUAAGGUCCGACAAGUGCCGAUUAGCAAUACAUCACGCUGUUCUUUGCAGUGAAAUGGGAGCUCAUUUUUCUCCAUGUGGGAAAUAUUUAGCGGCCUGUGUAGCAUGUGUUAUUCCUCAUGCUGAGGCAGAUCCUGGUUUGCAGACUCUGGUCCAACAAGAUUCAGGCCUUGCAACUUCCCCUACUCGGCAUCCUGUCACAGCACAUCAAGUCAUGUAUGAACUUCGUGUGUAUUCUCUCGAAAAGGAAACAUUCGGUUCAGUACUUGUUUCACGGGCAAUUAGGGCUGCACAUUGCUUGACCUCUAUCCAGUUCUCUCCAAACUCCGAGCACAUAUUGCUUGCAUAUGGUCGGCGUCAUGGUUCUCUUUUGAGGAGCAUUGUGAGUGAUGGAGAAACAACAUCACAUUUUUUCACAGUGUUGGAGAUUUACAGAGUUUCAGAUAUGGAAUUGGUGAGAAUACUUCCAAGCGCAGAGGAUGAAGUUAAUGUCGCUUGCUUCCAUCCUUCUCCUGGAGGAGGUCUUGUUUAUGGUACAAAGGAGGGGAAGCUUAGGAUCUUCCGGUACAACACAGCUGCUGCUUCCAACCUCACUGCACCAAACAGCUCACCUGAGGAGAACUUGGCCGAGGUGCAGACUUAUGCAUUAGAAUGCUAGGCAGAGGGCUCUCAACUGGUUAUAUACAUACACACAGACGGAUCUCGCAGCGUCGGCUGAUUCACCUUCUUCUGUUUCUUUGGGUAAUCCAUUCCAUUCCGGUUGCUCGCUCUGCUUUAUAGUGUUCUUCUCGGUGUGUGCGAUUAGAGAAUCUGAGAAGCUUUUCCCAUUCACAAGCUUGGUGUCAUCUUUCUUUUAUACUGCGGAAUGUCUCUAGUUCGGAUGGCCUUCUCAGUUUGCGACCUUUUACUACAAGAAAAAAAAAAAGAAGUUCGAAGCAUGUGUCUUGAUCAGUUAUUUGAAAAGACAGCAGAAAAAAUGUAAAAAAAAAAGAAAAAAAAAUGUUGCGCAUGUUACUGUAGCUUUGUAACUAAGUUUGUUCCUUUUGUAAGAUUAUCUUUACAUUGUGUUUUCCUUUUAUCUUAGAAAAUGUUUGAUUUUCGUUAA